Molecule: messenger RNA, 3019 nt
Organism: Nematolebias whitei (Rio pearlfish)
Lineage: Eukaryota; Metazoa; Chordata; Actinopteri; Cyprinodontiformes; Rivulidae
Product: polypeptide N-acetylgalactosaminyltransferase 5
Exons: 10
Coding region: 178-2559 (793 amino acids)
Cellular component (GO): Golgi apparatus
Source: RefSeq, a predicted model, not a curated record
UGUCUCUCCUUUAGGUGCUGGGUGUUAAACUGACAACUACGGCUAGCAUGAAAUGCUGCUAGCAUGCCACGCAGGCAGCUAACUUCUUCUAGGACGAGAAAAGUUUGGCGGCAACGUUGAAAUGCUCCUUUCAGUGUAAAGUUUUGACGCGUGUAGGUUUAGUUUUUCUUUGUCAACAUGAAAAUGGUGAACGUUAGGAGAUACCUGAGGGGGAGUGGGAGGGUCCUCGCCUUCGUGUUUGUCGCCUCCGUCAUCUGGCUCCUGUUUGACAUGGCUGCUCUGCGCAUGUCCAUAAGCGACGUGAACAGCCAGCUGCUGAAGGAGCGAGUGAUCCGAGAGAAGGAGAUGAUGAUCAAGCAGCAGUCCAGGGUCACCCAGCUGGUGAUGGAGGGGUUCAAGCACCCAGUGCAGAAGGUGGAGCAGGCUGUGACCCAUGCUUGGAGAAAACAAAAAUCAAACAAACUAGCUCAAGCUUACAGACGUGGAGGCAAAGAGCAUGAGGUGAACUCUAACCAGAAACAAGUCAUCAAUAAAAGUGUCCACGCCAACUCUCGUAAUAAUGGAGAUAACCCUACAAAGCAGGACGUCCGUCCUAAAAAAGAAGCGGUGAACCUGGAUCUAAGCGAAGCAGUGGUUCAUAAAACCCAUCGUCCACCAGGUGUUCAGAUAAACCAAAACCUUUUGAUUAAAACCGCACGUUUUGCACAAAAUCCCGUUGACGGAAUAGACUCAAAGGCUGAUCAGAAGGUUAAGGGAGCGUCUGCCAAGAAUCAAACAAAAGCGAGCCAGCUUCAUGUAGAAGAGGCACACCCUGCUCAAACAAUCGCUCAUCAAAAUCCCAACAAGAAUGUAAACAGAAAAGAGGAAAACAUGGAGGCGAAACGGGUCGGGAUGUCUGAGAGGACUAAUGUAAACGUAAAGAAGGAGCGUCUGAAGCCGAUAGUCCACCUCAGAGCAAAAGAAAACACUAGGAUCAACUCCACCGCUGGCAGAACAGCAGGCGUCCACAAAGUGCUCCACCUGGACAUGACUCAAGCUCCCAGAGAUCCUAAAGCAGUUGGCCAGUUUGGCCAGGCGGUGCUUCUUCCCAAGAGCGACGAUGCAGUGGUGAAGAAGAGGUGGGAUGAAGGCCAUUUUAACGUCUACCUUAGUGACCAGAUCCCAGUGGACCGGGCCAUUCCCGACACCAGGCCUGAAAGCUGUGCGCAGAAUCUGGUCCACGACGACUUACCUUCCACCAGCGUGAUUUUCUGUUUUGUGGAUGAGGUGUGGUCCACGCUCCUGCGCUCUGUGCACAGUGUGCUCAACAGAUCGCCACCACACCUCCUCAAAGAGAUCAUCCUGGUGGAUGAUUUCAGCACUAAAGACUAUCUGAAGGAGCCACUGGAUAAGUACAUGUCGCAGUUUCCCAAAGUGCGGAUCAUUCGUCUGAAGGAGCGCCAGGGCCUGAUCCGGGCCAGGCUGGCAGGAGCUGCAGUUGCCAAAGGUGAAGUCCUUACCUUUCUUGACUCCCAUAUUGAAUGUAAUGUGGGCUGGCUGGAGCCACUCCUAGAGAGGGUGUAUUUGGAUCGCAGGAAGGUGCCUUGUCCAGUUAUUGAAGUCAUCAGCGACAAAGACAUGAGUUAUAUGCUUGUUGACAACUUCCAAAGAGGUAUCUUCAAAUGGCCUUUGGUGUUUAGCUGGAGCUCAGUACCAGAGGAUGUUAUUAAGAAGAACAACAUGACCAUUUCAGAUCCAAUCAAGUGUCCAGUAAUGGCUGGGGGGCUUUUUUCAAUUGAUAAAAAGUACUUCUUUGAGCUUGGUACCUAUGAUCCAGGUCUAGAUGUGUGGGGUGGAGAGAACAUGGAGAUUUCAUUUAAGAUCUGGAUGUGUGGCGGGGAAAUCGAGAUUAUCCCCUGCUCCCGGGUUGGACACAUUUUCCGAGGGCAGAAUCCUUAUAAAUUCCCAAAAGACAGGCAGAAGACGGUGGAGCGUAACCUGGCAAGGGUGGCUGAAGUUUGGCUGGAUGAGUACAAAGACAUUUUCUAUGGCCACGGGUACCACCACCUGCUGGACAAAAAGGUCAUGGAUAUUGGCAACCUCACCGAGCAGAUUGAGCUGAGGAAGAGGCUCAAAUGCAAGAGCUUCAAGUGGUACCUGGAGAACGUGUAUCCAGACUUCAGUACUCCUUUAGUCAAAGCUGAGGGCCUGGUCUUCAAUCGUGGCCUAAGAAAAUGUCUCGCACUGCAGAAAGGUUCAUUGUCCUUUGAAGUUUGCAAUCUAAACAAACAGAAUCAGCACUUUAAUUACACCUGGAUGAGGCACAUUCGCCAGCAGGGCCUGUGUGUUGAACCACAAAGCAAGGAGCACGGCUUUGCUUUACUGCCAUGUGACAACGCCAAACGUGAACUCCGCUGGUUGCACAAAAUCUCCAACGUAGCUCUAGCGGAGCACCUCAUUGCGGAGUUUAGCAACCACAUGUGCCUGGAGGCUGAACCUCGCGGUGUCACCGUUCGUCUCAGCCCGUGUGAACCCAACAACAUUUUCCAGAAGUGGCAGUUCACACAUUACUCCGUCUAGUAACGAGACUGGAAUGAGCUUUAAACGUGCACUAUUACAAACACCCAGUGCCUUACAGCGCAGCCUCCCAACAGGAGGGGAACCAAAGUGCUUUGGUGGCAGGGACAUGUGUGAGGUUGUUCACAUGGUGUGGGAUCAUGUGCAAGAGGAAAACUAAUUUCUCAAUGCCUAAGAUUGUUUUAAUUUAACUGGGAUUUAAAUUUAUUUCUGUUGGGGGAGGAUCUCAGUUUUAUUGUUGACAAUGCCUCAAGUUUCCUCUACCGGGACUGAAUGACGAGAGACUUAUUUUUUUAUUUUUUCCAUGUUUUCAUUGAGUAAAGUGCUUUAUGCUGCUUUUUUGGGGGGCGCGUUGUAAAAUAUUGCAUCUUUUUUUUUUUUGUCGAACACUAGAGGGAAGUGUUUCAAAACACUCCAGAAGCCUGCUCUGGUUUUAGUUAUCAAAACUUUUAAAGUCAGAUUG